Molecule: messenger RNA, 1853 nt
Organism: Ictidomys tridecemlineatus (thirteen-lined ground squirrel)
Lineage: Eukaryota; Metazoa; Chordata; Mammalia; Rodentia; Sciuridae
Gene: Rfpl4b
Product: ret finger protein like 4B
Molecular function (GO): protein binding
Source: RefSeq, a predicted model, not a curated record
CACUGGACUGAAUUCACCCCUGGACCAUGGACAGACGUUUGGAAGUGGAAAUAUUCUGCCCAAUUUGCCUGGAAUUGUUCUUCGAUCCCAUUUCUCUGUCCUGUUCACACAUUUUCUGCUUUCAUUGCAUUCAAGAUUGGCUGAGAAUUAGAGAAGACUCAAUCCUGAUCUGCCCCUUGUGUCGAAGAGAAAACAAGAAACCUGUCAGGGAAGAGCUGCAUAUUAGAACGCUGACACUAUGGAUCAGGCAGCAUGGCUCAUUCCUGGGGCAAAAUCUCCUUUGGAGUACUGAGCUUCUGAGGUUCUGGGUGGAUGUGACCUUGGAUGCUGCCACCGCCAACUGUCUCCUUGUGCUCUCCAAUGAUCUAAAGACUGUCCACUGUGGGAAGAUCUGCCACAACCUGGUGGAGUAUCCCACAAGAUUCACUAGGCUUGCUUGUGUCCUGGGCUCCCCCUACUUCUCCUCUGGACGCCAUUACUGGGAAGUCGAAGUGGAACAAGGGACGGAGUGGGCCCUGGGUGUCUGCAAAGAGUUGGUGGAAAGAAAGAGGAGCAUGAAUUUAUCUCCUGAGCAUGGUUUCUGGAUCAUUAGCUUGAAGGCAGGAGAAAUUCAUGCUAACUCGACGCAGGAAAGAAUUCCUGCAAGUCCUGACCUUUGCCAAGUGGGAAUUUUCCUGGAUGUGGAGAUGGGAGAAAUCAAAUUUUUUAAUGUUAACAAUGGUGACCUCAUUUGUACAGCUGUUUUGUUCUCCAUAGCUGUUUGGGAGUAUUUGUGUCCAUUCUUUUAUCCCGAGUCACCAGCAGAACAGAAUAGGGGUUCCCCAUUGAGGAUAGUCUCAUAAGAAAUUUACCCUCCUCACAAACUUUCUGAGAUGAAUGAGUCCUUGGACUUGAAAGAGGUCACCAUGACCAAGGAAGAGACAAUUUGAUAAAGUGUCAAGAUUUAUUAGUUUCAAAAAUAAAUUUUGCAGCUCUUUCUGCUUUUUGAUCAUUAUGUAAGCUGCUUACUUCUGCCACACUCUUCUGCCAUGAUGUUCUGCCUCACCUUGAGCCCCAGGAAAUGGAGCUGGCUGCCUAUGGACUGAAACCUCUGAAACUGUAAGUCCUCAAAUAAAACUUUCCUCCUCUAUAACAUAAAUAAACAAACAAAAGAUAAAUUAUUUUUGUAGACUGUAGCAGAACCACAGACCAGUUUUCAUUUUUGUUUUGUGGUUUGUUUUUUGGUGAUUUUUCUAGACUUUGUGACUGAUUUUUUUUUGUACAUUUUUAGUGGAUUUUUUUUAGACUAUAUGGUGUCUUCAGGAAAGUUAUUAAAUACAACUGACCUCAGUUUUCUAGUCUAUGAAUGGGCAUAUUUAUAUGUGUCAGGCAAAUAACUCUGAUGAUUAGAAACAAUACUGCAUGUUUGUGUUCCAGUAAAUAACACAGAUUGUAAGAAUUUUGGGGAUAGAAACAAUAUCUUUUUCAUUACUUCAUGCUCCUUUUUUUUCCUUAUAGAAUUUCUGUAUGAUUGUUUUCUGGGAGAAAGAAGAAUCAGAUAUCUAGUGAGAUGUUUUGAAAUGACAUGAAAUUUCAGAGAGGGACAUAUAACUUUUUCCAAAUGGCCAAGAGCUUUGACUAAGUUAUAUUGUUAAUGAUUCAUACUUGUUCUAAUGGGAAUUUCCCCUUUGCCUUUUCAAUAAUUGGCCGAUUGUGUGGUUUUCAAAAUGAUAUGGCAUGUAUAACAGAAAAAAAAAAGGUGCCAAUAGGUUCAAUCAGAGAAUGUCAAGUUUUACAAAUGGCAACAGAUUCUGAACCUCCUGGAGUCAAUUACAUGAAGAGGGAAUGACUGUUCUGAAGGUUGGAUUCCUGAA